Molecule: messenger RNA, 529 nt
Organism: Cynoglossus semilaevis (tongue sole)
Lineage: Eukaryota; Metazoa; Chordata; Actinopteri; Pleuronectiformes; Cynoglossidae
Gene: txnb
Product: thioredoxin b
Exons: 5
Coding region: 24-347 (107 amino acids)
Molecular function (GO): protein-disulfide reductase activity
Source: RefSeq, marked provisional
ACGAGAUUUCAUCCACCGUCACGAUGGUUUACGAAGUGAAAGAUUACAAUGACUUCACUCAGCAGCUGAAGAGAGCUGGAAACAAACUGGUGGUGGUGGACUUCACAGCGACAUGGUGCCAACCCUGCAAAAACAUAUCUCCCGUGUUUGAAGAACUGGCAAAUCAGUAUAAGAACGUGGUUUUCCUGAAGGUGGAUGUAGAUGAGGCUGACGACGUCAGUACAGAAUGUGAAAUCAACUGCAUGCCCACAUUCCUCUUUUAUAGGAACGAAAAGCGGGUGCACUCCUUUUCAGGUGCAAACUCGGACACACUGAGGGCUGCAGUGAAGCAGUAUGAAAAAGAAUAAAUCCCCAAAUGGGUCCACGUUCUACAGCAAACCUGUUAGUCUCUGUCCAUAACUCAUCUAGUCUUUCAUUAUGACAUACGUCCUGAGUCCAUGUCAGUGCAGACUGGUUAUCAACAUCAUGUAAUCAUCAACUUUUAACUCAAAAGACAAGGUGGAAUGAAAUAAAAUAAAGGAAAACCUUA